AUGGCGGAGGAGGGUUUGCACCCAGAACAGGUGAAGGUCCUGAUGAAGGCUACAGUUCUCAUGCGGCACCCCCAGCAGGUUCAGGAGAUCAUUAAAUCCCUCAAGAAGGGAGGUGGCAACAGACUACAGGUCAUUUCUGACUUUGACAUGACCCUGACUAGGUUUGGAUUCAAUGGAAAGCGGUGUCCUACAUCUUACAAUAUCCUAGAUAACAGCAAGAUCGUCAGUGAGGACUGUCAGAAAAAGCUAAAGGAUCUCCUUCACUACUAUUACCCAAUUGAGAUUGAUCCAAACAGGACAAUCAAAGAGAAGUAUCCCCUUAUGGUAGAAUGGUGGACUAAAGCCCAUGAUCUUCUGUGUCAGCAGAAGAUUCAGAAGUACCAGAUAGCUCAGAUUGUUAGAGAUUCGGAUGCAAUGCUCAGGGAUGGGUUUGAAACAUUUUUCAACACCCUGUACCAAAGCAAUGUUCCCCUUCUCAUCUUUUCUGCUGGUAUUGGAGACAUUCUGGAAGAGAUGAUCAGACAGAUGAAUGUUUUCCACCCCAACAUCCAUGUCGUGUCCAAUUACAUGGACUUCAAUGAAAGUGGCUACCUGCAGGGUUUCAAGGGUCAUCUCAUCCAUACGUAUAACAAGAAUAGUUCAGUCCUGGAGGACUCGAAGUACUUUGAACAGCUCCAGGCUAAGACCAACAUUCUCCUGCUGGGUGACUCCAUGGGGGACCUGACUAUGGCUGAUGGAGUGUCCAAAGUGGGAAACAUUCUGAAGAUUGGCUUCCUGAAUGACAAGGUAGAGGAACGGCGAGAGCGAUACAUGGAUGCCUAUGACAUCGUGUUGGAGAAGGAUGAGACCCUGGAUGUGGUCAAUGGGAUCCUAACCCAUAUCUUGUGUGAAGAAGACCAAGCGGGAAGGCAGGAGCCCUGAAUGCCACGGGAGACACGUGUUCUCCCUGCUCCAGCCGACUUCUCGAAAACUUCUUAUCCCUCUGUGUAUAACAAAAACUCUUGGCUUCCAAGAGUUACUCAUCACCAGGGCCUUCCCUUCUCCUCUCCCAUGGCCUGUUGCUGUUUUUACCAAAAGUUUUUGGUAACUGACCCUGUCUAGGGCUGCCCUGACUUGUUAAAAAGAAAGCUGUAGCCAGGAUGUCUGCCUGGCUGAAAAAGCUGCCCAUCAGCUCAGAUAGUUUAGGAGAGAAGUGGAGGCAAGCUGAAUUAGACAUCACUCCCUUCCUGUCUGCCUUCUUUCCUCAUCCACCUACUGUCCCCCGUCUGUGACAGAAACACCCACACCGCGUGAAGACCCCCACUAAGCAAGUGGCUGAGGGCUUGCAUCCUCACUGGCAAUUCACUGGGAGUGUGGGUAUUAGAAGCGCUGACUGGUGUCUGGAGACCUGAGUUUGAGUCCCUGCUCUGCCACCAGUUAGCUCUGUGACUAGACAAGUCACUUAACCUUCCUAGGUCUCAUUGUCCUUUUUAAAGUGAAAGGUUUGGAACAAAUGCUUCUUCAUGGUUCUAAAAUUCCAUGAUUCUCUUACAUUCUAAAACUGAAUGUUGGGCUCCAAAUUGGCUGAAAUCUGAGAGGGUUAUGCAGCUGGAUCUGGAGCCUACUUGGGUGAUCACAGAAUGAGAAUUUUCUGCUUUGUGGAUUUCCUUUAGUAAGCCUGGAACCUGCUUUCCCUCCCCUUUCCCUUUACAUAGUCUUAACCACUAACAGGACCAAGCCUUGUGGCAGAAAGACAGAGGGAGUUGUUAGGUGAUGAACUAGGAAGCAGUGGAUGUGACUGGAUUUUAAAGUCAAAUAAAUGAUUUUUGGAUUCUG
This is a messenger RNA of Gracilinanus agilis (Agile Gracile Mouse Opossum), 1815 nucleotides long. It is a transcript of the gene NT5C3B, whose product is annotated as 5'-nucleotidase, cytosolic IIIB. Bases 1 to 921 code for a protein of 306 amino acids. The record is from RefSeq and is a predicted model, not a curated record. NCBI's taxonomy places the organism in Eukaryota, Metazoa, Chordata, Mammalia, Didelphimorphia, Didelphidae. The transcript has 9 exons. Gene Ontology annotation, cellular component: cytoplasm. Gene Ontology annotation, molecular function: 5'-nucleotidase activity; magnesium ion binding.